AUGGAUGCUAUCAAGGACCAAGUUACUCCGGCUUCGGAGGCUCCAUUGAAUCAACAAGAGGUGAUUUCUGCAAACACGGGUAGGAAGGAAAGGAAGUGGGUGAGUAAGAUAAAUGCUAUAAGGGAGAAAUCUAGGGGCUUCAAUGGUGCGCGGACCAAUAGUUGUUCAUCUCUUGCUAAUUCCCUGGUGUCUAGGCCUAAUAAGGAGAAACGUCCAUUUCCCCUUUGCAAUAGGUGUAGUAGGACCCACCAAGGAGAAUGCAUGGCCGGUAAGGAGGGUUUCUACAAGUGUGGUGGUAUGGGUCAUAAGAUGAGGGACUAUCAGGUGGCUUCUAGUAAAGGGAGGGAGUCUAAGAGGGCUAGAUGCAAGGGUGGAGCUUCUCAAUCCAAGCCCGGUGGUAGCUUUAGUAUAUCUACUAUUUCCAAGUGUGGGAAAAACCAUAGGGGAGAGUGCUUAGUGGGGUCAGGUGCUUGCUAUAAGUUUGGAAAGCCAGGUCAUUAUGCAAGGGAGUGUAGGAGUGGUACCAGACCUCAGGCUCUGGCCCAGACUAUAGGUCAUCCAGAUUAA
Molecule: messenger RNA, 567 nt
Organism: Solanum dulcamara
Lineage: Eukaryota; Viridiplantae; Streptophyta; Magnoliopsida; Solanales; Solanaceae
Product: cold shock protein 1-like
Exons: 2
Coding region: 1-567 (188 amino acids)
Molecular function (GO): zinc ion binding; nucleic acid binding
Source: RefSeq, a predicted model, not a curated record